AUGAUGCUUAUAAAAGAAGACAAUGCAUCGCCCGUUUCUCUCCUACUCCGCUUCGCCACCACCACCAACACCUCCCCCACUCUCCCACCCCAACUCCCCCGCUCCCUCCCCAAACCCCCCCACACCACCACCACCACCACCAUCUCCCGCGCGCGCCCACCACCUGUUCGACUCAUCGCCUCUUCGAACCCCCGCCCCGUCCCCGCGCUCCGUUGCAGCGGCGGCGGCGGCGGCGCCUUCAAUGCCGCUCCACCCGCGCUCGGCGAGGGCGAGGACGAGGUGUGCCCCGUGGAGUGCGUGGCGGAGUUCGCGACGGAGGAGGAGUUCCGGAGGAUUCUGGAGAGGGCCAAGGAGAGAAACGCGCUCGUCGUCGUCGACUUCUACCGCACCUCCUGCGGGAGCUGCAAAUACAUCCAGCAGGGCUUCGCCAAGCUCUGCAAGCGCGCCGGCGAUCGCGGCGACGCCGACGUCGUCUUCUUGAAGCACAAUGUUAUUGAUGAAUAUGAUGAGCAAUCAGAGGUUGCAGAGAGACUUCGCAUUAAGGUAGUUCCACUGUUUCACUUCUACAAAGAUGGGGUUCUGUUAGAAGCAUUUGCGACGCGAGAUAAGGAACGAAUUAUUGCUGCAAUUCGCAAAUAUACUUCUACAGAUUAAAUUGUGUUGUUGUAUAGUUUUAUAAAACUCAUAGAACUCAAUAAAUGUAAAAAUGGACCUCAUUCAAGUAAUGUAUAUUAUCUUUGUCGAAAAUUCUUUGAUCUAGACAAAGUGAAA
Messenger RNA from Ananas comosus (pineapple), 771 nucleotides. RefSeq names its product thioredoxin-like 4, chloroplastic. Gene Ontology annotation, cellular component: chloroplast. NCBI's taxonomy places the organism in Eukaryota, Viridiplantae, Streptophyta, Magnoliopsida, Poales, Bromeliaceae. The coding region runs from base 1 to 654 and encodes 217 amino acids. The record is from RefSeq and is a predicted model, not a curated record. The transcript is spliced from 4 exons.